Molecule: messenger RNA, 1015 nt
Organism: Musca vetustissima
Lineage: Eukaryota; Metazoa; Arthropoda; Insecta; Diptera; Muscidae
Product: 3'(2'),5'-bisphosphate nucleotidase 1
Exons: 3
Coding region: 14-1015 (333 amino acids)
Biological process (GO): phosphatidylinositol phosphate biosynthetic process
Molecular function (GO): 3'(2'),5'-bisphosphate nucleotidase activity
Source: RefSeq, a predicted model, not a curated record
GAUAAGAGUCAAAAUGUCUCAGCCAACGAUGAUGCGCCUGAUGGCUUUGUCCAUCAACACUGCAAAACGUGCUGGAAGCAUUAUAAGGGAUGUUAUGCAAAAGGGCAAUUUAGGAAUUAUCGAUAAGGGUAAAGAUGACUUACAGACGGAAGCCGAUCGUUCGGCACAGCGUUGCAUCAUUGCAUCCUUAUCCAAAUCGUUUCCCAAAAUUAAGAUUAUUGGAGAAGAAGGCGGUUCAGACCUUAACGUCAAAAACGAUUGGCUGGUCACAACGGAAGAUGAGGAUUUCUUAAAAAACGCUUGCCCGGAUCAGUGGCUUAAUGUCAAUGAUGAUGAUGUUGUUGUGUGGGUAGAUCCUUUGGACGGCACUUCGGAAUAUACUCAAGGAUUCCUAGAUCAUGUCACGGUUUUAAUAGGAAUAGCUGUCAAGGAUUCUGCUGUAGGUGGAAUCAUUCAUCAACCCUAUUUCAAAAAUCCUGGUGGAGAAAUGGGUCGUACUAUUUGGGGUUUAAAAGGAUUGGGUACAGGUGGUUUCGAGCGUAUUUCACCACCGAAAGACAAAUUCAUUGUAACAACAACCCGAUCACAUUCUAAUGCCAUUGUGCAAGCGGCUUUAGAUGCCCUCAACCCUACUGACGUUAUUAAAGUUGGUGGCGCUGGAUACAAGGUAUUGCAAUUGUUGGAGGGAAAAGCGCAUGCUUAUGUCUUUGCUAGUCCAGGAUGCAAAAAGUGGGACACUUGUGCCCCCGAAGCUGUAUUGGAAUCACAAGGUGGAACACUUACUGAUAUGCUGGGAAAUCAUUACUCGUAUGGUGCGAAUGUUAAUCACCCAAAUCUUCAAGGUGUUUUGGCAACAAACGGAGACGUAUCUCAUUCUGAUAUUAUUUCAAAAUUACCAUCUAAUGUUUUAGAGGCAAUGAAAAGCAAUAACGAUAACGAUUUUUCAGUACAAUCUUGUUAUAGUAAUCGUUAUUUUGUACGCAAAGUAUUAUGUAAAACCCUAUCACGUAAAUAA